Messenger RNA from Manihot esculenta (cassava), 2219 nucleotides. RefSeq names its product cysteine-rich receptor-like protein kinase 10. NCBI's taxonomy places the organism in Eukaryota, Viridiplantae, Streptophyta, Magnoliopsida, Malpighiales, Euphorbiaceae. Gene Ontology annotation, molecular function: protein kinase activity; ATP binding. The transcript is spliced from 7 exons. Gene Ontology annotation, biological process: protein phosphorylation. The record is from RefSeq and is a predicted model, not a curated record. The coding region runs from base 136 to 2112 and encodes 658 amino acids.
CCCCUACACUGAACAGUCUCCUCCAAAAUAUUUAUUAAUCCAUGAGUUUAAUUAAGAACAGACUUUCAGUCUAGAGACGUCUUAGAAUUCAACUGAUUUGUCUGUAAGAUUAUAAUCUAUCUGCAGAAAUUAUUUAUGAUCAUGGCUUCCCUGAACAUCUCCAAAACCCUUGUCCUUGUGUUUGCCUGUCUGCUUAGCUUCACCGGCGAAGCAGCUGUAACAUACUUGUAUUACGACUGUCCCAACACAACUACCUUCACUCCAAAUGGGACUUACCACCAUAAUCUCAACUCCCUCCUUUAUUCUUUCACUUCUAAUGCUACCGGCGGCAAUGGAUUUUACAACCUCACCCUCGGUCAAGGCUCUUCAGACAUCAUUCAUGGCCUCUUCCUCUGCCGGGGCGAUGUCACCAAGAAUAUCUGCCAGGAAUGCGUCACAACUGCUGCUAAAGAGAUACUUCACCGUUGCCCACGGGAGAAAGUUGCUUUAAUCACUUACGAUGAGUGUAUGCUGCGUUACUCCAGCCGAGAUUUCUUCUCUUCUGUGCAAAGAGAACCCAGUUUACAGCUGCUGAAUACGCAGGAAGUUUCAGAGCCCGAGCGAUUCAUGGACUUAAUGGUGAAAACGAUGAAUAAUGUUACUGCACAAGCGGCGGACGAUCCAUCUGGAAAGAGGUUUGCUACAGCGGAAGCUAAUUUCUCAAGUUUCCAAAAGCUGUACACCCUUGCACAGUGUACGCAGGAUUUAUCUGUGGGUAGUUGCAAUGAAUGCCUUCAGGCGGCCGUGGGCGACCUUCCCGGUUGCUGCAAUGGAAAGCAAGGAGGAAGGGUUGUGUUUCCAAGCUGUAAUGUUAGGUAUGAGCUAUACCAAUUUUACAGGGUUGUAGCUCCGCCGCCAUCUACCGCCUUACUUCCGUCAAACCCUUCGCCAGAGCAGAAGGGCAGAAGGAAAAUCUCAAGUGUUAUUAUUAUUGCCAUCGUUGUUCCAAUCUUUGUCUCUGUGAUGCUUUUUGCCAUGGGCAUCUGUUAUCUAACUAGAGCCAGAAAGGGAAGCUCCAGAUAUGAUGCAGUGCCAGAUCAAAGCGUUGGGAACGAAAUUACAACCGCACAGCCCCUGCAAUUGGACUUGGCCGCCAUUCAGACUGCAACAAAUAACUUUUCUGCUGAUAACAAGUUGGGUGAAGGUGGAUAUGGAAAGGUUUAUAAGGGUAGACUGCCCAGUGGACAAGAAAUUGCUGUGAAGAGAUUAACAACAAGAAGCUCCGAACAGGGUGCAGAAGCAUUUAAGAAUGAGGCUGCUACUUUAGCUAUGCUUCAACACAGAAAUCUAGUGAGGCUAUUAGGAUCCUGCUUGGAAGCGAAAGAGAAGAUACUCAUUUAUGAAUUUUUCCCCAACAAGAGCCUUGACUACUUUUUAUUUGAGACCGAAAAACAAAGAAAAUUGGAUUGGCCAAGACGUUACAAGAUAAUAGAAGGAAUAGCUCGAGGGAUUCAAUAUCUUCAUGAAGAUUCUCGACUUAAAAUCAUACAUCGUGAUCUCAAAGGUAGCAAUGUUCUGCUAGAUGAGAAAAUGAGCCCCAAAAUAUCAGAUUUUGGCAUGGCAAGAAUUUUCAGUGUUGAUCAAAGCCAAGCCAAAACGGAUAGAGUCAUUGGGACAUUUGGAUAUAUGGCUCCAGAAUAUGCAAUGCAUGGACAAUUCUCAGUCAAGUCUGAUAUAUUCAGCUUUGGUGUCUUAGUGCUAGAAAUUAUAAGUGGAAGGAAGAAUAGUUCUUUCUGUCAAACCGAUGGUGCUGGAGGCCUCUUGAGCUAUAUUUGGAAUCAUUGGAGAAAUGGGACACCUACAGAAGUGUUAGAUCCAACUAUGAUGGGUUCAUGUUCUAGAAAUGAAGUGUUGAGAUGCAUCCAAAUAGGAUUGUUAUGUGUUCAGGAUGAUCCAGCUGAUAGAACAACGAUGUCAACAGUAGUUCUCAUGCUCAGCAGUUACUCUGUUAGUCUAUCGGCACCUCAAAAACCAGCAUUUUUGUCCAAAGGGUUGGAGUCUGAUCAAUCUGCUAGCAAGUCAGUGCCAUGUUCUGUCGAUGAGGAACCAAUUACUGGAGUACAUACUCGAUAGUCACAAAUGAGAUUUCUCCACAAACAAAGCUGUAGUAUAAGUUAAUUAAUGGUGUUAGCUUAAUGGUAUUAUAACUAUGGGAAAAUACUUUUCUGGAUCUAGUUUCA